Cloeon dipterum is the source of this 965-nucleotide messenger RNA. RefSeq names its product signal peptidase complex catalytic subunit SEC11 homolog C twr (gene twr). Gene Ontology annotation, molecular function: serine-type endopeptidase activity. Bases 115 to 651 code for a protein of 178 amino acids. The transcript is spliced from 5 exons. Gene Ontology annotation, cellular component: signal peptidase complex; membrane. The record is from RefSeq and is a predicted model, not a curated record. Lineage: Eukaryota; Metazoa; Arthropoda; Insecta; Ephemeroptera; Baetidae.
AGUUUUUCAGCUAACUUCAUGGGACUGCACAUGACGUGGAGUUAAAAAUUUGUUGUUUUCAUCUGGAUCUGCCAGCAUUUUCGGCCGUGAGUGGAGACAGAUUUGUUUUCCAAGAUGCUGCAAGGCGCACUGGACGAUGUGAAGAGAAUGAACAAACGCCAGUUCCUGUACCAGGUUCUGAGCUUUGGGAUGAUAGUGUCUUCAGCACUUAUGAUCUGGAAAGGACUCAUGGUGGUCACAGGAAGCGAGAGCCCCAUUGUGGUCGUCCUCAGCGGAAGCAUGGAGCCUGCUUUCCACAGGGGGGAUUUGCUCUUUCUGACCAACUACCAGGAUGAGCCUGUCCGUGUUGGAGAGAUUGUGGUCUUCAAGGUUGAAGGACGAGACAUCCCUAUUGUGCACAGAGUGCUUAAACUUCAUGAAAAAGAAAACGGAACUGUCAAGUUCUUGACCAAGGGUGACAACAACAGUGUCGACGACCGAGGGUUGUACGCCCCUGGCCAGCUGUGGCUUACUAAGAAGGACGUGGUGGGACGAGCGAGAGGGUUCUUGCCUUACGUCGGCAUGGUUACUAUUUACAUGAAUGAGUACCCAAAAUUCAAAUAUGCUGUGCUUGCUUGCCUCGGACUUUACGUGUUAGUGCACCGGGAAUAACACCAGCCAUUACGAUCAACUGUUCCCCCUGUUUUUAAGGGGGUUUUGUCAAGUCCGAUUUGAUUUAUCGAAAAAUUGAUGGUGUAUAAUUUGAAUUGAAACUAUUCCGAGAAACGUUUAAAUGUCUACAAGAUGGACUUCAUUUUUCAAAUUUCCCCCAUCAGACCUUCACUCUCAAAUUACCGAUGCAAACUGUUCAUUUUGUAUUUGUAUUUUGUACGGCCACGAGGAAUGAAAGAUGCUCAUUUCCAUAAGCGUACUAAAAAGUUGUUUUUUGUUUCAAUAAAAAAAUAAGGAUGAAAAUUGAACAAAAA